AUGCCCUCCACAGACGGCGUCAAGAAGAACAACGGGUUCGACUAUUCCACCUACAAGGGCUACGAUGAGAACGGUGAACUGCCUGCCAAACGGGUCAAGGGAAACAAAAAGAUCAUUCUAAAUGCUUUUGUAAUGUUCACGCCUAACCAUCUCAACUUUGGACUGUGGAGACACCCCGAACACUCGGACUAUGCUCGCAACUUUGCCAAGAUGAAACCCUGGCAGGACCUGGCGAAGAAACUGGAGGCCGCCAAGUUCCAUGCUGUGUUUGUGGCCGAUCAUCUGGGAAUCUACGACAUUUACAAGGGUGGAAAGGACUUUGAAGCUUUGGAAAAGAAGGUCCAGUUCCCCUGUCAUGAUCCUCUAUUUCUAGUACCCACCAUGGCUUCUGUCACUGAACAUCUUAACUUUGGAAUCACCGUAUCCACUACCUACACUCCUCCGUUCACUCUGGCUCGUCAAUUUUCUACCCUGGACCAUCUCACUGAUGGACGAGUUGGCUGGAACAUUGUUACCUCCAACUCAGACUCUGCCGCCCAUAACUUCAAUCUUGAGAACCAGGUGGCUCAUGACGAUCGAUACAAGCUGGCGGACGAGUACAUGGAUGUCGUCUACAAGCUGUGGGAGAGCUCGUGGGGCGAAGGGGCUGUCAAAAAGGGGCUUAAGACAGACACCUUUGACACCUCCAAAAUCAACUACAUUGACCAUGAAGGCGAGCAUUUCAAGGUCAAGGGUCCCGCUGUGACUCUACCUUCUCUGCAACGAACCCCAGUGUUGUUCCAGGCAGGCAUGUCUUCUGCUGGUCGAAGUUUUGCUGCCAAACAUGCUGAAACGGUUUUUGUGUCUGCUCCAAGCCCCCAGCUGGUCCGUCAGACGGUAGAUGCUCUUCGAGCGGCUGCCGGAGACCGCCAGAUCUUUGUCGUCUGUACUCUGCUGGUCAUUGUCAAGGAGACUCAAGAGGAGGCCGAGCGGUACUACAAGGAGCUCAAUGCUGCAGGGGACAAGGAAGGAGCCCUCGUUUUCUGUUCUCAAAUGUUUGGAGCAGAUCUGACUGCGUUCCCACCUGAUCUGGACCUAAGAGAGGGCGAUAAUCCUCAGGUUGCUCGUGGGGUUGAUUUAUGGGCCUCUCAAACAGACACCAAGGACGAACUAUGGAACGUGGAGCGUGUUGCCAAUGAAUACACCUUGUCUGGACGAGGUGGACUUGCCCUGGGAGACGCUGAGUCUGCCGCUGACGUCAUUGAAGACUGGGUUGAGAUUGGGGACGUCGAUGGCUUCAAUUUGAGUCACGCUGCAUUUCCAGGCACCUACGACGACAUUAUCAAGUAUCUGAUUCCGGAGCUGCAGGCCAGAGGUCGUUUUCACAAGGACUAUCCUGAGGGGGAGGAUACUUUCAGAGAGCUGCUUUACGACACCCCUGGAGACCCCUACCUUCGACCCAACCAUUAUGGGCAUAGUUUUAAGGCGUAG
This is a messenger RNA of Yarrowia lipolytica CLIB122, 1470 nucleotides long. RefSeq lists its product as uncharacterized. The record is from RefSeq and is a predicted model, not a curated record. NCBI's taxonomy places the organism in Eukaryota, Fungi, Ascomycota, Dipodascomycetes, Dipodascales. Gene Ontology annotation, molecular function: oxidoreductase activity, acting on paired donors, with incorporation or reduction of molecular oxygen; monooxygenase activity.